Molecule: messenger RNA, 1236 nt
Organism: Liolophura sinensis
Lineage: Eukaryota; Metazoa; Mollusca; Polyplacophora; Chitonida; Chitonidae
Product: protein transport protein Sec61 subunit beta-like
Exons: 3
Biological process (GO): intracellular protein transport
Cellular component (GO): Sec61 translocon complex
Source: RefSeq, a predicted model, not a curated record
AUGAAGUACAAUAUUGGAAUAACACAGCUUUUGUUUUUUGCCCUUUCUUAGCCAGCUCCAAGUUCCACAUCAGUCGGUGCCGGCCGAUCACCGUCUUCAAAAGCAGUCUCCCCUCGCUCAGGUGGAGGCUCCACUGUCAGACAGAGGAAAACAACAACUGGGGCAUCUCGAAAGCCUGCUGCAGCUGGGGGAGGGGGUGCUGGCAUGUGGAGAUUUUAUACGGAGGACUCCCCAGGAAUUAAAGUGCCAGUUCCAGUGCUUGUGAUGAGUUUGUUGUUCAUCGCGUCUGUCUUUAUGCUCCACAUAUGGGGAAAAUACACACGAGGUUGAACACUCGCAACGAAUAUAGGCCAAAUAUUUUAAGGACACAUUACGAGGACAUUUAUAACCAUGUGCUCAGAUAUUUUGGGGGUGGACAUAACUGGAUCGUUUCUGAUGAACCCAUCUUAAGAUUCUAAAGAUCAUUCUCCAGGAAAUAUCAAGAAUUUUGGAAGCAUGGUCAUGAAUUCUGCACACAGACUCAUGGAGCAUGACCUCAGGCCUUUUCAUGUAUGGAUGUUGUCUGGAAGAAGAGCUGCAAAAAAUGUUUUUAUUUGAAGUUUUAUGGAAAUGUGAACCCAGAAACUGUAUCAGUUUAGAUCCAAAGUUUAAUACUAUCAUUAUUAUUUCAUGUGAAUUCAUGACGAGUAUUUGUUUUAACACUCAUCAGUAAUGAUUCUGAUAUGAGUGGAGAAAUUGUGCUGAGUGCAGAAGUAAAUUUGAAUAUUUGAUGACUGAGAGUUGUGUAAAAGUGAUCUUGUCUAUCAAGUAUCACUGGUAUUAAAUUUACCAAGUGUGAAUUUAUCAUUUCAGGAAAUCAUCAUCUAAUCUCAGUGCAGAAGUACAUAUAAAUGCAUGUACAUAGUUCUUGUCUUGAAUGCUAUUUAAAGAUGUGUUCAGAUUCUGCUUGAAACUGCACUUAAAUUUAAAUUUAUUCUGGUCAUUAUUACACGUUGGAAUUAAAAAUCAUUCGUGUACAUUAUGUAAGAAUUUGUAACAUCUUGGGCAUAAAUUGAUCUUCGUGUUUACAUUCUACUUGAUGUUGUACAUGUCACCUGAAACCAAGACUGCGGCUCAUUUGAAUAAGGCAUAACUUAUAUAUUCGAAGUUACAAAUGUAUAAACUGCUAAACAGAUUGCUGAAGAGAAUCUGUCAAUUUAUAGAGAAAAACAAGAAAGUGAUUUUAAUUUUAAAGAA